Molecule: messenger RNA, 1538 nt
Organism: Chara braunii
Lineage: Eukaryota; Viridiplantae; Streptophyta; Charophyceae; Charales; Characeae
Source: the annotation of a GenBank genome assembly
UUGAACGAAAAUUCAACGCGCGUUCAAUUUUUCAACGUGAAACCCGCGUUGAAUCCAUUUUCGGACACACAGUGCAUGGUGAGAUCGUGAAAGGACAUUCCAAGAGAUGAAAUUGAGGAUGACUUGCGGUUUGAUGGAACAAAUCUGGAGGGGAGUAAAAAGGAGGAAGUGAGAAGGAGGAAGUGAAGGGGAUCGUGGAAGGGAGUCGCAUCUGGCAGAGAAUAACAGUGGAGAUGAGAAUAGCAUACACCCAGGCAAGACAAGAUCGGACGAGGAAGAAAAGGUUGCAGGAAAAGGGGGUUGUGGAUUGGAAGGAAAUUGAUGAGCUGCAGGAAAGGGAGGCAGAGGAUGAAGAAGAAGAAGAUGUACCCUUGAAAAGACAAAGGAACAAGGCGAGGGUUGUCCCCAAGAGCAGCAGCAGAGCGUCUGACCAGGCAGAGGAAGGUGAAAAGGAAGAGGGGGAGGCGGCAACAAGGAGGAGAAGAAGCCUAGCAGGGGCAAGCGUGGCACAGAGGGAGAGAAAGAUUGAGGAGAAAAGACCAAUUGAGGUUGGAAGGAAAAGAGUAGUGGAAAGGAGGACUGAGAAGGAAGGAGGAGCAAGAAAAAAAAAAGAGACAGGAGGAGGAGAGAAGAUCCAGGAAAGAGACAUGGUUCCAAGGGUCGUAAGAACUAAGGGGCCAAUUAGAGAUAGAGAGGUGGUGGAAGGAGAGAAGGGCGAAGAAGAAGUGAGGUUAAAAGGAGGCAAGGGAGUGGAAGUUGGAACAAAAAAGAGAAAGGUUGAGCGUGGUGAGCCAUCCCAGUUGAGAAAGGAGGUGGAGGAAGAGCAGAAGAGUAAGGAUGAGAGAGCUCAAAGGGAGAAAAAGAGGAAAGGCUGGAGGAACUACAUAAUUAGGAUGCUCCAAGACGAUGACCUGCCUGUAAACUCCACGUGGGAUGUCAAACUUAAGAGGAUGCUCUUCUCAGAACUGGUAAAUAGCUCCAAACACUUACGCAACUUGCAGAAAAUGAUGGGGCUGCAUGAUAUGUUAGAUAAGAAGUGCACCAGGCUCUUCGAAGAAUAUGCUGAGAUUGCUCGGAAGAUGGAAAAGAUGGAAGGAGAAAAUGGAAUGAAGGGGUUUAGGGAGGACGUGGACGCAAUAGGGAAAGGACUCCAGGCAGAGCUCAAGGGUAGCAUAAAACUCUUCACUCAAGGAUUUUUUUACUACAUCCCAAGGCUCUUGAAAGAAAUGAGCAGACUAAGGAAGAAGGAGGAAGAGAGGGAUGCCCAGGUGGUGAAGUUGAUAGAAGAUGUGGAAGGGAUGAAGAAGGAAGUGGAGGAGUUGAAGAAGGGAAAGGAGGAGUUGAAAAAACAAGUGAGCACUUUGAAGGCCUCCCUGACCAUAAAAGGCAAGGAAUUGGAGGAUGAAGCAGCUGCGAGGGGAAGGGUGGAGAAGAAGGUCGAAGGUUUGUGCUCAGAGGUCAGUGUGCAAGGAUAGGACCUGGAUACUGAGAUAUCUGAGAGAAAGCAGUUGGAUUAGGAAUGAAAGAAAAGAUGGGGU